AUGCCUCAAAAGACCACCGAGCCACGCGACGAUCACAUCCUCUGGGAGUGCAAACGCCUGAAAGACGCAACUUCGACGACCUGCUGCGGCAAGUUCAACGGCAUGAGGGACGAAAAGUGCGGGUGGUGCAAGACCAACCGCGACGUUGGGUCCAUGGCAGUCGACAGAACCCGCAAAACUAUCGGAAAACUCGUCGAGAAGAAUGCAGACGGUCUUGACGUUUGGAAAUAUGACGAUGAUGCGCCUUCUACCAAGUUGUAA
Molecule: messenger RNA, 261 nt
Organism: Fusarium pseudograminearum CS3096
Lineage: Eukaryota; Fungi; Ascomycota; Sordariomycetes; Hypocreales; Nectriaceae
Exons: 1
Coding region: 1-261 (86 amino acids)
Source: RefSeq, a predicted model, not a curated record